CUGCGACUCGUGAAGCUCGUCAACACUGAAGAGUUCGGGACACCUUGAAGUGGCGGGCUGAAUAUACUCUCGUACUUUGAAGUCGAUAGGAUUGGGAUAUUGGUACUAAGAUUCGACCAAUUCUCAUCCUGCGCGGUACAUCCAAGCACCAGCAACUAGGGUUCGUGUUCAACAAUCGAAAGCCUUACCCUGACGCACCUUAUCAUACCCCUUUAAAGCGGCUAUUGAGACGUGGCGGUGACACGAACUCGCUCGUUUCCCAUUUAUCUUCGAGACCCGCUUGUUUUAUGCUCCCUUGAGCAUCCUACCUACAGAUGGCCGACGUUCGCAGUUUUACCGUUCGACCACUGUCGAAGCAGGCCCGCAGCGACCUCAAAGAUGCGUUUCGCAUCUAUCUGUCUUCCUCCUCCCUGGCAGCUCUGAGGCUCCGCGCCGAUGACCUAUGUACCUUGUCGUGGGCCGAAGGAUCCCCAAAGACUGCAAUUGCUUGGACUGCGGUGGAGAAUAUACAAAGUACGGUGGUACAGAUGUCAAGGACUCUUCAGGACUCUUACGGUAUCAAGGUCGGAGACAAAGUUGCGAUCACCAAAAUUGACGGAACUCUUGACGAGAUCGAAUCGAUUAUCCUGGUGGAUUGCUCCGACGCCGAGAAAAUCGAAAGAUUUGGCCCAAUUGCUGAUGAGGAAAAGUCUCAUUGGGAAUGGACCUUGGAGUUCCCACUCCUCAGGACUGAAGUCCUGACGAAUGGCUUGGUCUUCGAGUUGGAGCUCAAGGGCCAGCGCCGCAACUUUAAAGUCGUCAACAUAUACGCCCCAGGCGCGAGCCUAAACCGUACCAUUUUCCGGUUCACCAAGAACUCCAAGGUUUCGAUUGGAACAGAGGUACAGACAAGGGAUGACUCGCGAUCAAGCAUUGCUGUCCAGCCUGUGGGCCUGGGUGGUCUCGCUCGUCAAAUCGAGGACAUCAACGAGAGUCUCUCUGAUUUCAAUCUUGAUCCGCGUAGCCCUGCCAUGCCAUCAUUCUAUGAGCAUAACCGGGGAAUCCUUCUAUAUGGUCCCAAAGGAACAGGCAAGACGGCUCUCCUGCGACAGAUUGAGUCAGCUGGCUGGAAGCAAGUAUUCAGAAUCGACACAUCUUCCCUUGGUCGCAGUACUAGCGAAAGCGAGAAGAAGCUCCGCAAUCUAUUCCAAGAAGCUGCUCGUGCCAAGCCAAGCGUGAUCCUCAUUGACCAGUUGGAAUUCAUCGCACCGAAGCGAACUUCCUUUGAAUCGCAGUCCCUGGUGUCUGUUCUGUGCGAAAACCUCGAUGCGAUUCACAGUGGAUCCGUUCUUGUGGUGGCGGCUACACGGCAUCCUAAUAAUGUUGACGACGUUCUUCGAACCCCUCAUCGACUUGGAACUGAAAUCGAACUACAAGUUCCUACAGCCCAGGAUCGGGCUGAGAUUCUGCGAGCCAUUCGCGGGCCUGCCUUUGCGGGACUCAGUGAUGAUCUGAUUGAUUUCAUCGCCGAGAAAACUCACGGAUACGUCGGGGCAGAUCUAUACGCUCUUCUUCAGCUCAUUUGUCGGAAAGCUCGACAACGGCAGCUGGCUGAGCAAGGUUCCGCCAUUCUACCGGCGAAGCCAACCCCUCCAGAAGUGGACUCAGCCCUUGGUGAUCUUGAUGAUUUUAGUAAUGGGGAUGUUCGCGUCGACUUGGAUAUUAAGGAGGCGGACAUUCUUGCGUCCAUGCAAGAGAUCCGCCCAACGGCCAUGCGUGAGGUCUUCUUGGAGACACCAAAGGUUCGGUGGUCGGACAUUGGAGGACAGCAUGAGAUUAAGAAACGCCUCCAGCAGGCCGUCGAAAGACCCCUCAAGCACCCGGAACGAAUGCGCCGACUCAACGUAAAGAGUAAAAAGGGUAUUCUUUUGUACGGACCUCCAGGAUGCUCCAAGACUCUUACUGUAAAGGCACUAGCUACUGAAGCUGGUCUGAACUUCUUGGCUGUCAAGGGAGCGGAAAUCCUGAGCAUGUAUGUCGGAGAAUCCGAGCGGUCACUGCGAGAGAUUUUCCGGAAGGCUCGCGCAGCACGGCCGAGUAUCAUCUUCUUCGAUGAGAUCGAUGCUAUUGCUACUCGUCGCAGCAGCAGCUCUCAGGGUGGUGUCAAUGUCCUAACCACGCUUCUCAACGAGAUGGAUGGUAUUGAGGAAUUGCGCAAUGUGUUGGUCAUUGCUGCCACAAACAAACCGGAUGUCCUGGACCCUGCCCUCAUGCGACCUGGUCGCCUAGAUAACAUCCUUUAUAUCGGUCCUCCAGACUUUGAAGCCCGACGGGAAAUUCUGCGGAUCUGGGCAAGUAAGUCCGUCAUUCAUCCAGAUGUUGAUCUGGAUGAACUGGCAGCUUGCACAGAGGGCUACUCGGGUGCCGAAAUGGUCAGCAUCUGUGAGACUGCAGGUGACGCAGCACUGGAUGAAGAGGAGGAGACACAACAGGAACAAGAUGUGAAGUUGAAGCACUUUGAGUACGCCUUGACUCAGGUGCGGCGUCAAAUCACAGACGCUGUCAUCCAAGAGUAUGAACAGUGGCGAGAUGCACAGAAAUAGAUAUAAGAGACGACCCUGUUAGAUUGGUGAUACCCUGGAUCGAUAUAAAUCCUCUCAAUAGAUACGGGUG
Penicillium subrubescens is the source of this 2652-nucleotide messenger RNA. Its product is annotated as putative AAA family ATPase. Bases 315 to 2582 code for a protein of 755 amino acids. Gene Ontology annotation, cellular component: cytoplasm. The transcript is spliced from 3 exons. The record is from RefSeq and is a predicted model, not a curated record. Lineage: Eukaryota; Fungi; Ascomycota; Eurotiomycetes; Eurotiales; Aspergillaceae. Gene Ontology annotation, molecular function: ATP hydrolysis activity; ATP binding.